Molecule: messenger RNA, 1403 nt
Organism: Scaptodrosophila lebanonensis
Lineage: Eukaryota; Metazoa; Arthropoda; Insecta; Diptera; Drosophilidae
Product: frequenin-1
Exons: 7
Coding region: 221-784 (187 amino acids)
Molecular function (GO): calcium sensitive guanylate cyclase activator activity; calcium ion binding
Source: RefSeq, a predicted model, not a curated record
AAAGAAUUAUAACGUAUAUUAAAAUACUUAUGAAAAAGUUCUGUAAAAACUUGCGCAACAAAAAAGUUUGGCACUAAAAAGCAAUAGCAGUCAAGUGUAGCCGAAUAGGCGGGCAGGAGAGCAGCAAAAACAGCAACACCAACACCAACAACAACAGCAACAACAACAACAGCAGCAGCAGAAGCAACAGCAACAAGGCGGUAACAGCAGCAACAACAACAUGGGAAAAAAGAGCUCGAAAUUGAAACAGGAUACCAUCGAUCGUUUAACAACUGACACAUAUUUUACAGAAAAAGAAAUACGUCAAUGGCACAAAGGAUUUCUUAAAGACUGUCCGAAUGGUUUACUUACAGAGCAAGGCUUUAUCAAAAUCUACAAACAAUUCUUUCCACAAGGCGAUCCAAGCAAAUUUGCAUCGCUUGUCUUUCGUGUCUUCGAUGAGAACAAUGAUGGCUCAAUUGAAUUUGAGGAAUUCAUACGCGCCUUGUCGGUCACAUCGAAGGGGAACUUGGACGAGAAACUGCAAUGGGCCUUUCGUUUGUAUGAUGUGGACAAUGACGGUUACAUAACGCGCGAGGAAAUGUAUAACAUUGUCGAUGCAAUCUAUCAAAUGGUGGGUCAACAGCCGCAGUCGGAGGACGAGAACACGCCUCAGAAACGAGUCGACAAAAUAUUUGAUCAAAUGGAUAAAAAUCAUGAUGGCAAAUUAACAUUAGAAGAAUUUCGUGAGGGUAGUAAAGCUGAUCCACGUAUAGUUCAGGCGUUAAGUUUAGGUGGUGGUUAAACGAAAAGCAAAGCAAAGCAAACCAAACCAAACAAAAAACAACAACAAAAACAAAAACCAAAAGCUAAUAUUAAAAGUAUGUGCAAGAAUAACAAGAAAGGAAAAGAAAAGAACAAAGCAAAACAAAACAAAACAGCCUGUGCUAUAACCAAGCGUUUAGCAUAAAAAACACAAGCAAGCAAUUAUAACUUUAAAUGAGAUAAUACAGCAACAUUAGCGACAGCUACUACAACAACACAGCACUCUGCUGGCGACGACAACAACAACAAUAAAACAAUUAGCAAUACUAGCAUCAACAAUGACAGCAGCAACAACAAAGAGUCGAUGCUUGCUGCUGGUUCGUUACUUCUUUUAUUCAACCUGCACUCAUGAAAUAAGUGGAAAAUUUUGUAACUAAAACUCUUUAGAAAUCCUUAAAGCAAUCAGAAGCCUUCUUGCUUGAUUUUUCGAAAAUUGAUAUUGCCAUAAUGUUUGUUUCAUAUACUUAUAUUUCUUAUUUUCAAAUUUUCCCUUUAACUCGAUGCCAGGUCGCGUCAAUGAAAACCAAAAGGAAAAAAAUCGAUUAACGUUAAAAAUGAUAAUAAAUUUUUUAUAUAUACAGUACGAAACCAAGAAGAGA